UCGCUACGUUUUUUUGAGAGAAAACGUGUUUCAUAAUUCUGAAUCAAGAAAUUUUUUGAAAUAUUGAACUAUUCGCAAAAGAUUUACUUAAGGCACAUGCUAAGAUAAUCAGUAUAGAAGUUUUAUUUGGUUAUUCAUGAACAAGAAAAUUCACUAUUUAUUUAUGACUUCAAUAAUUAUUAGGCUAUCAUUUUAAUGGUCAGUAGAAUAAAUGAAAUGGUCAGUAAGCAAAAAAAUUAUAAAAUCAGUUCAAUAAAUGAAUGGUCAGUAAAAUAAAUGAAUGGUCAGUAAAGUAAAUGAAUGAUCAGUGAAUUGAAUGAAUGAUCAGUAAACUAUUUAAAUGGUCAGUUAUUAAAAUAGUUAGGCUCUUUCAGUAUAUUUAAAGAUCAGUAAAUUGAAUAAAAUGGUAAUUAAAAAAAUCGAAAUGUGUGAUAGUGUGAUUCACUUAUUUUUCUUUCUUUCUGUCCUUCUACUAUGUCGUCCAGAAGAUGCGUACGGUAUAUAUUUAUCUAUUCGUAUUCUUUGGUUAUAUCCUUUUGUUCACAAUCAGGUGCGUCAAAGAGUAACAUAGAUGGAAGUAACACAAGUUGAUCCAUAUGAAAAUGAAACAUCUGAUGCAGAAACUAUAGAAGAAAAUUAUGGAAUAAAUGAAAAAAUGAAAAAAGAAAUAAAAAUAAAAGUUUUGAUUAAAGAAGCUACAUAAGAUAAUCUGGGUGAAGCAGAAGCAUCAAUACAAUGAUUCGAUUUUCAUUCUCUUUUAUGAAACACGAUCUGAAAGGAGUGUUAAAGUGUUUAGGGGUAGAAAUUUGCAUCACUCCUCCCCACAGACCGUGACAGACAUUUUAAUUAAUUAAUUACUAUGUGGUUAACUAAUUACCCAUCACAGAUAGGACUCAGGAUCAUUAUAGACUGUGAGAGAAGGCUUCAAGGAAAAAUCAGAGAUGAUGCAUAAGUAACAUAUGAUUGAAGUAUAUUCACUGUCUUUAUUUAAAUUUAUUUUUUGUAUAUCAAAUUAAUCUUGAUGAGAAUAAAACUUACUUUUUCUACUGAUAAAAUCUAGUUUUUUUGCUGAUCAAAUUUGAAUUUUUACUGACCAGAUUUGGAUUUUUUACCGACCAAAUUUUGGUUUUUUACUGACUAAAUUUGAAUUUUUUACUGAUCAUUGUAUAUAAAGAACUGACCAUUUUUUAAUUAAUUACCGACCAUUUUGGUACUGACCAUUUAAUAUUCACACUGACCAUGUGCCUAUUUUUUUACUGACCAUUUCAUUUAUUUUACUGACCAAAAAUUAUGUUCCCUAAUUAUUACCCUAGUGAAUAUACUCAUUAAGAGAGUAUUCAAAAAGUACUCAUGCUAGAAAAUGCCGCGAGUACUCAUGAGCACUAAUGAAUUUUGAGUACACAUUAGCAGUACUCGUGCUAGAAUCUGAGUAUCUGAGGACGACUAUUGAGUACUUUCCGUGCAAAAUUGUACGUUCUACGAGUACUCGUGGUACUAGUUGUGUGUAUUUCACUUGUUUUCUCUAGAGUACUCAUGGACUUAUAUUCUUUCAGUAUUGAUAUACUAUAUACAGUUUGUCGAUUUAACUUAUUAAUUAUUUAUUAAUAAGAGAAUAUGAAAAGUUGAAACACAAUAACGAUACAAUAUAUUUAUAUUCUUUUAAUAAAGUUUAGCAGCACACUUUCAAUAUUAAAGAAGUGAACAAAUAGAAAGCGAACUAUGGAACAAGAACAACAUAAAAUUAAUAACUAGCAAUAAGUAAAAACUUAUUCAUGAAAUUAAGAUUUACUUUAAUAUUAAAUGCACGCUGUAAACCAUUAGAAAAAGAGCGAUAGGCAUUUUUCAACUAACAAGGCGAGUUCAUUAAAAUUUAUAAAAAAUUUCGUAAUAAACAAAUAAAGCAUUCGUAUUAGGAUGUCUUCGUUGUUUUCAUAUCAAAUUCUAUUCAACUUUAAGAAAAACAGUAUUGUUCUUAUUUUUAGUUAAUUUUUAUUACUAAUCUGAAAAUCUUGUAUGCAUUAAUCUAAAGCAAUAUUUUAUCUACAAUUUGUAAAGGAUAAUUAAAUGAAUUUGUAUUUACACUUUUGAGAAAAUGUUCAAUCAUACUCGUAAAGUGAACGGCUAAAAAUGAAAGUAGUUUUUCUUCACUUCUUUAAAUGUCCAUUCAUUGUAGACGCAUGUAUGACCCAUAAGACAAUAUGCAGGAUAGGAUUGGAUACAAUAAAUCAAUUAUUAAAAUAAUAUGACUCUGUUUUGUAUUUAUUAAAUUAUCUUUUUCCCCAAAUCAAUUUCAUUUUUAUAUUUGUUAGUGCAUUCAUGUUUUGUUGUAUUCUUGCGAAAAAAUGACGAUGAGUACUACCCAGAGUACUCAUCUACUUAUCUACGAGUAAAUCUUAUGGGAAUCACUCAUAUGAGUACUCGCUAGAGUACACGAACAAUAAAACUACGUAUAAAAUCUAUGUAGUACUUACAUGAGUAUUUUGAGUACUCAUCCUGGGAACUCGUGCUCGCUUGAUGAAUAUUUUCACUAGGGUAGUAUAAACUGUAGCUACUGCAUAAUGAUUGAUACUCUUUAUAAUUCUACUGAAAUAUGACUUAAGUUCAUGCAUCAUUGAUGUAAGCGUCAUUUUUCAAUUAAACAAAUUAUAUUUAUAGUAGAAAAGUCCCUUGGUAAUGUUAUUGGAUAAAAGGAUUACGAAUUUACGUGGACAAAAAUUUAUAAAGUCAAAAAAGAACAAUAAAAAAAGGUUAAUUUUAAUUAUGUGGAACUCAUAUAUAUAUCUUCGAAGAAAAUAGUGAGUGUAAGUCUUAUGUCGAGAUUUCUGCGGCUCUCCUGCUUGCCCCCUUCCCAUGACAGACAUUAAUAAUUUAAUAAUAAAAAAAUAACAGUUCACUAUGCUACAGAAAUCUGAAGUAUUCUACAGGUUUUAUAUAAAAGUCAGUAUCUAAAUUUUGUUGUUUGACUUAUUUAAAUAUCUAAUCUUUGAUCGUGUUGCGUACAAAAGUCCAAGUUUAAGAUGUUGAUAACGAUCAGGAAUAAUAGGCCGAUAUGCAAUAAUUAUCAUGGAAGUAACGAAAACGAUAAAAUAUUAUGAACUAGUAAGUUAAAUUUAAGUGUAAUCAAUAUUGAUUACUAUGAAUUGACCAAGAUAUAUAUUUGUCGCCCAUAUAACUAUGGAACGCAGGAAAAAUGCAUUUAAAUGCAUUUGGGCGCAUUUAUUAAAUAAAACACGAAAUAAACGCGUUCCAAUGCACUUAUAAGUGCACCUAGAUGCAUUACAGAGCUGAGCGCGUUGCAUUUCUGGAAAUAUAAGAUGUGAUUAAAUGCAUCUAAAGUCAAUAAUGAAAAUCGGUUUUCCUUACCUAAAACCUGUAAAUUACUCACUGAGUCAGUAAUAAGCUGUUUGAGAGAGACAUUUUACGUCCAUGGAAAAAUGAAUAAAUGUUUACACGAUGGUAAUGAAGAAAUGAGACUGUCUAUGAUUUAUUUUGAAUGAGUUGCAUUCUACUGCAAUAGUCUCAAAACAACACUGAAAUGAAGAUAUCUCAGAGGAACGCUAGAAUAUAACUUGUAUAAAACGGCUUCAGGAUCUAUCAAGUCUAAUAUAAAAGAAGAAGGUUAGGAAUUUCCGUUCAUGAGAGAUCACUUCAGGAAUUGAAUAGUUUUAUUUUUAAAUCUAUUUAUUUCACUGUGCCAUGUUGUACCUGAUUCACAGUCAAGGAAUUGAAUAGUUGUGAACAAUAGUCCUAUCAAAAAUAUUCUGUAAAAUGCGUUAAAUAAAAUCGUUCAGUCGUAGCUGAAACUCUAUUUGCUUGAGAUUUAUUUAGAACAUGGCAUUCAUGCAGACAAGUUUAGGUCACUAUCUAUAAUGGAACUCCGAAUUUAUGUGUAUCAUAUUGUCGUAGACAUAGAAGUGAAGUGACAACUCGUAAAAGGUUUUGGAUAUUUUUUAUAAAGAUCGGAAAACAUGAUUCACCGAUACUUGUGCAUUUACACUUUGUGGACUACGCUUCGAUCGUUUAACUUCAAAUUUGAUUUCAAAAAUUCUAAGUUUGUUCCUAGUUAGCGUCAUAUUUGAAGGUCAAUGGCAAAUAUUCACUUAUUCAUUAAGUUCCUAUGAAAGUCAGUUUUUGUAAGAAAUCGCAUAACUUCACGUUCAGCUCCAAAUUAUAUGUUAAAAGGAUAGAAAAUGAAAGAAAGAUACACAGAGAAGCAGAACAUACGCACAAUGAUCAUGUGGCCGAAUGGCUUCAAUUUUUCAAUGGUUGCUGAUUCCUAGGAUAAAUUCUACUCACGCAUAUUGUGAAUGUGGCUGUACGCUAUAAGUAAAACUUCUUUGGUAUUAUUUGCAUGUGACUAGUCUGCAUCGAUAUACAUUUGAUAAUCGAUGAGUUUUGUUCAGAGUAAUCAGGUAACAAGAUUUAACUUUAGUAUGAUAUUGAUGUGAACUAGUAAGUGAACUUCAUAAAAUUAUAAACAAUCUUAGGCAAAUUUCACAGAGAAACGAUAGAGCAUACUCGAAACAGAGUGUUAUGUGAUGUCAACAGCUUUCUGCUCUCACUCAAAAUUGUAGAAAGAUUUCGACUGAUCACAACUGUUGUAGUGCUCGGUUUUUCUUGACGCUUGCUACACUGAGGCUUGCAUAGCCGUCCAACAGGAGUAACAAUUUCUAUAUAAGUAUAGCAUGAAUUCGUAUAAAUCAUAAUGAUAUUUGUCUUCUUUUAGAUGAGCCAAACCAACCAGCUGAUGAUUCCAAAUCAGAAGAUGAAUCAAACCAAUCAAUUGAUGAUUCCGAACCGAAAGAUGAACCUACAUCAAAAUCAGGUGAUCUUCAUCCGAAUGUAACCGAGGCUAUGUUAUUCGACAAAUUCUCAAAUGCUGGACUAAUUUUAUCAAUUCGUGUCUGUCGUGAGAUGAUUACGCGACGUUCACUUGGCUAUGGUUACGUCAAUUUUCAACAGCCAGCUGAUGCUGAACGUGCACUUGAUACAAUGAACUUUGAUUUACUUCGUGGUCGUCCAUUACGUAUAAUGUGGUCCCAACGUGACCCAGCUUUACGUAAAUCAGGUGUUGGAAAUGUAUUUAUUAAAAAUUUGGAUAAGAAUAUUGAUAACAAAUCACUCUACCCAUGUAAAAAAAUGUGCCAAAAAGGAACUUAG
Rotaria sp. Silwood1 is the source of this 5160-nucleotide messenger RNA. The record is from the annotation of a GenBank genome assembly. NCBI's taxonomy places the organism in Eukaryota, Metazoa, Rotifera, Eurotatoria, Philodinida, Philodinidae.